Molecule: messenger RNA, 381 nt
Organism: Entamoeba dispar SAW760
Lineage: Eukaryota; Evosea; Mastigamoebida; Endamoebidae
Exons: 1
Coding region: 1-381 (126 amino acids)
Source: RefSeq, a predicted model, not a curated record
AUGACUGACAAAUAUGUUCCAUUAAAAAAUGAAGAUGAUUCUAUUCAGGGAAAUCUAACAAAUUCUACUAUUGUUCAACAAACUCUACAAGAACAUGUUGAAACACAACCUCAAAUUUUCUUAGCACCAUUACAUAAUGAUGAACAUUCAUUUUAUCAAAUUCAACAACCUCAAGAACCAGUUGAUAAAAGUUUACAAAAUCCAGCAUUUAUAUUAUUUGUAUUAGGGUUCUUCCUUCCAUGUAUUUGGAUUUAUAAUAUUAUCAAAUAUAAAAAUUCAGGAGAUUUAAUUGAAAAAAGAUGGGCAUAUUGGUCAAUGAUAGCACUUUUUUGUGUUACUAUUUUCUAUGCUAUUUUAGUUCUUAUUGUUAUCUUAGUGUAA